CCUGAAAGGUCUCUGCAGCUGCAGAGUGUGUGUGUGGAUUCCAAGGAGAAUGACGUCUUGAAGCUGACCCAACACCAAGAAGAUGAGCACAUCCGGAGGGUGCGGACAAGAGGAAGCUGUUCAAUCUUGUUUGGUUGUAUCCUGUCGUUUGUCUGGAGAUCUGCUGCAUCACUGCACACGUGACAAGGUUUCACCACAGAAAGGCUCAGGCUCCUGAGCUCAUGCUGCAGCCUCAUAACGGAGAACAUCAGCACUGCUGUCACACACUGGAAGAGCCUUACCGUGCUGGUUUGCCCAAAGAAACAGGAUUGCAUCUCAGAGACUGAUGCACAGAAGUAUUGGACACCAGUCUGGAAAAGGUAAGAGCAUUGCAAUGGAGUCCAACAGAUGCCUCUCCCUCUCCCCUGUGACUGUGUCUCGCGCCCCUGCAGGAUCGCCCAGCCCUGACAUUGGAGAUCCCGACUCCGGCUCUGUCUCCUGCUGCUCCCGGUCACCAUCCAGCUGAAAGAGACGGACACACCUGCAGCUCCUCCAGUGCGAGGCAGGGUACUUCCAAAGCUCUACGGCCACCCCAGAAUUGUCUCCUCUGGAGAUACACUGUCCCCCCCUGCAGCACAGCUCCUCCACACCCCUGAGGCUCUAAGAGGGGCAGGGAGAGAAGAAGCGCCUAGUGGACUCACCUGGAGAACCCCGGAGCAGAAGAAGCUCUGGACCGCUGGACAGCAGGCAAAGGUCCCCACUGACAAGGACAGGACACACAGCUAAGUCUCCAUUGACAGGGACAGGACACACAGCUCAGUCUCCAUUGACAGGGACAGGACUGAAACAAUCGGGACACCAGAAACACUCACAAACAGGCGAGGCAUGAACACCACCACUGUCGAUCAAAACAGCUCUGUGUUCUAUACAGAUGCCUCCCGCAAUGCCAAUUCCACAGACAUCUCGUCCAUUUCCGUCCGCUCCCUUAAAACCUUCUUCAUCGCAAUGGAGGGCCUUUGUCUGUCUGUGGGGCUGCCUGUCAACUGCCUGGCCAUUUUCGGUCUGUGUCGACUGGUCACUGUUAACCACGUUGCCCCAGUCUAUGUCAUCAACCUCCUCAUUUCAGACCUGCUCCAGAUGCCCAUCAAAUUCCAACACAUCAUCACGUUUGUAACUGAAUCCACAAGCCCAAAUGCGAGUGUCAAUGGAUCCACGAAUUCAAGCCAAUACAUCUGCAGCAGGGCUUUCCACAUUGGCGUGAGCGCUGGCAACGGGUUCAUGGUGUGCAUCGCCCUCGAGCGGUACCUGGUCAUCGCCCACCCGCUGUGGUAUAGGUUCCGCCACAGCGUCAAGAACUCAGUUCUGCUUUCUCUGGCCAUCUGGACGAUGUGUGUCCCCUGCGUCCUUCUCUUCACCUCUUACGUGGUCCUGUACGGGUUCCUGAUCGUCCUGAUGCUCCUCUCCUCGGCCCUUCUUGUGUUCUUCUACGUUGGCACCAGGAGAGCCAUCGUGGCUGCGAUCUCCAUGACCGCCGCCGAGAAGGCGCGCAUCCUGUGCAUGCUGGCCUUCGUGCUGAUCGCCAAUGCCGUGCUCUCUGUGCCGCUGUUGGUGUACUUGCUUCUGGCCGUGACCGACGUCGACGUGCAGUAUGAAAAAGCCAUCGCUUUCCAGGCGUUUGCCUACAUCCUGUUCAUCCUGACUUCCACGAAUCUGCUCUUGGAUCCCGUUUUGUACAUCUUCCUCAGAACCGAUGUCCAACAGACUCUGAAUCCCGUCCCUGGACUUCGGCGUCUGAACUGUGCCUUCAAUUGCCGGAGGAAGGCAAUGGCAGGCCAGGGAGAGAGAGACAAAGAACUCUCCUUCCUGCCACUUUCAGCCAGCAAACUGCCCCGAGAGCCUUUCUGCCCAGAACAAAUUGAACAAAUUGGUGAUGGGUGAAACUCUUAGCAGCUACAACUGGAGAGAUUUUUAUGAUGCAAUGAUCUCCAUUGAUAAGGACAGGUCACACACCUCUGUCUCCAUUGACAAGGACAGGACGCACACCUCAGUCUCCAUUGAUAAGGACAGGACACACACCUCUGUCUUCAUUGACAAGGACAGAUAAGACAUCUCAGUCUUCGUUGACAAAGGUAGGACACACAGCUCAGUCCUCAUUGUCAAGGACAGGACACACAGCUCAGUCCCUGUUCACAAGGACUGGACAGACACCUCUGUCCUCAUUGACAAGGACAGGAAAGACACCUCUACCUCCAUUGACAAAAUGGUACCAAUAACUCAGAUACCUUGUCUCUGGCCUGUGUACACUCGUGAGAAGGUCAGAAAGUACCCCUUUUCUGUGAACAGACCUCAUAGAGGAAGAACGGGGACAUAGUCUCCUCCAAUGUUAGAGUUGAAGACAAUUUUUACAUUUUAAACAAUUUUAAUAGUUAUUUUACAGAUCUUGUUUCAUGCAGAAAUAAGUUUUUUCUUAACAGAGUGCUGCUUUAAACGUCUAAAACUACAGGUCUGUUUUGUAAAAAAACUGAGGUUUUCACAGACAAGGAGGUGACCUCUACAGAGCCUAACCCAGCAAUGGGUGCAUUUUAGAAACAUGAAGGGACAUUUAUUCUGGCAGCAGGCAUGUGAAUAACUCAUGCUUAUCCAAUCAGUUUAGAAAUGUAGGGAAUUUGGAAAAUUUGGGAUCUCACCUGAUUUGAAAGGAAGUAAUGCUGAUGUAAAUUGAGCUUUCCAGGCAACAACAGCAUAAUCAAAUUAAAAUUAUCAGGAUUCCGUCUAUCUGCCACACCUCCCUUCAAAGGGAAACUGCAGUCCCAAUUUUUAUUCAAUCUUGGUAACAAAAUAAAUGAACAGAUGGUAUUGCAAAAUUUUACACAUUUCAAAUUAAAUACAAAAUCGCAAACUUUGGGCAAGUGCUGUGAGUCACUAUGUUGUCACAAACCUCUGGUCUCACCAGAGUUCACCAGAGAGUUCACAAGAAAUUAGACUUACACCGGCCCUUCCUGCUCACUAGUCACUGUAAUGAUUAAUGAACUGUGAUGUAUGAGGGAAGAAGCACAGGCUGUGCAACAUUUAACUGCAGAAAUGUUCUCACAAGUAAGUAGUAUUUGUCAUAAAACCCAUCUCGAAGUGGAGGGCAAUAUUUCUACUGGGUUAAAAGAGAUGUAUUCACAAGCCUGCUUGUUUACAAAAUAAUAGGGCCACUUCACCUCACCUGACGUUUGCUUGCCUUGUUCUGAAGAGCAUAAUACGGAAAAUUUGGGAGGAAAAUCGAAGGUUCUAUAUUUUGAAAUGCACUCAUUCAGGCUGAUUCGUUCUCAUUUCCAAAAGUUAAAAAAAAACGUUGCAGUUCCCCUUUAAGAGGAGACAGUUAUUCGAAGAAUAUGCCCACGUUGACAAUGUGAUUUCAUUCCUGCCGCCGAGUCUGGUUUCCAGGCAUUGAUAAUCACCCCCACGUCGUUCUCAAGGCUUUGAAGGAAGGACUCAGGAAGAGUACAGGCAAUUCCGCUGCCGAGCAAUUGUGUCACUUUCCCCAAUGUAUUUCGUGAUCGUCAACAGUAAAGUACUUACGUUUUUUAAAACUAGGAUUUUAUUAUGGUACUUUGUAAAUUGGUAUAUAAGCAACAAUAGUAAUUAAGAAGCUUUGUUAGGAGAGUAGGGCUUUUGAGUUAUUCAUAUCUGUUCAGAUACUUCUAAGUUACAGGGGGUGUUAUGAACAGUAUGAAGUUAUGACUAAUUAUUUUGAUUUUAAGGUGGGCUUGUUUAACCUUUUGAUUUAAAUGUAAAGAUCUUGGUUAUAGUCAUCUGUAAAGCGCAGCUUCAGAAUAAAUCGCAAAAUGUGAUGAGCGCAAUACAGCUUCUGUGCUCUCGUGUUCUGUUGGACAGAGUCUGUGUUUGCUGUUUCAUUGAACAUCAUCACCCGCAGGAUUUAUCCCCUCACGGACACUCGUAGCUUUCCUGAGUCACACAUACAGUAAUGUGCCAUUGUUAUUUUUUUGACAGCUUAUUUUCCCAGUAAAACCGGUAACCUCGUCCGUCGCAUGAAAUCAUGAAAUGAAAUCGGGGCAGUUUCGCGAUAGAGACCGGUCAACACUCCUACUGUUUAUUGCGGGGGGGGCUUCUCAGGGCACAGGGAAAUCUUCAUCUUUCGUUUCUGCAGCUGCGGAAGAAACACUAUCACUGGCUGCUGGAGUCAGCCCCUCCCUCUGUUCUCUCAAGGCUUUGUUAGCGACUCAGCAAACUCGCCCUUCCGUGGCCUCGGGUUACAAAGUUUUUCCAGCUGUUCUAGAUGACUUAUCACGCAGUUGUGGUGAGUCAUAGAAAGAAGUCAUUGCUUCAGGGUCCCGGGAAAACGCCCAGUACGUAGCCUUGUUUUUACAUUGUCCCUGGACCGCUCCGUACUCUCCCUCCCCUUCACCUCCGAGUUAUUUGACAAAAAGUCCGCUAUUUCCGCGGCUCACCAGCUCUCCUUUCGCCAGCUGCGCAUAUAAGGUUUCCGGUUUUCUUCGUUCUGAUCAGAUCUGACCCUGCUUCGAAAUGACGAGUUACAUUUUUCUUUUCAUUUCACAUCUGUCGUGUACUUAAACGGCCCUCAAAAUCUCGAAAUAAAAUCCGUCGUGUACUUGAAACCCUUUUCGAAUCUGUGUCAUAUGCUCGCUUCCCUACUGCCGAAGUCUGUCUUACCAGAACACUAAGGGGAGGUUUCUAAAGCUUCGAUUUUAAAACCAAAUAUCGGACGAGUUUUAACGCGUAGGCUGACAGUUGUGCUACUAUUAGUUUUAAAACGUGAAGAACGCGACUUUUAAUCUGGCUAAGUAGUCGUGUUUCGAGUCGUCCAACAGGCUGCAGUAGGCAAAUGAAUGCAAACCUCUGAAAUUAAAAGAGCGGAAGGCAUUUUACUGCUGAAAUAAAACAGCGGCUGUUCUACACGGAGAUGGUUUAUGGCCGCCUGCAUCCUCUACGAUCCAGACGUUUAGGUUGUACACCGAUUUACAACUUAAUCCAUGCUGAUGUUGAAAUGUGUAAUUACAUCAACUUUGUAAACAGAUAUAAUAUCUCAAUUUAGUCUGAUCAAUAUUUUACGUAAUCAAUGCGAACCCUAGGAACUGCAAUAGCAGUCGAUUUGAAACCACGGAAGAAUUGACAGUUUUGUAUCAGAUUACAAGGAAAGGAUAUUUUGAGUUAUGGAUGUAAUACGACAUUUUAAAGAUCCCUUUUUGCAAGUUGCCAACAUCCUCUCAGCUGAAGUAUUUUGGAAACUGAUUGAUGGGGUUGGGGGGGAAUUGGAUGACGUCAAGUAAACAUUGAAGAACUAACAAUUGCAGGCUUUUAGGAGUAAAAGAAGUAAAAACUCUUGUUAACUUUAUACCGGGCGCCUGAUACUUUCUUCCGCAGGGUAGGAGAGUAUACAUCUAUGAUUGUAUGUGCAAGACUGAUAAUAUAUCGCUCUGUUAGACGUUAUUGCGUCCAAGGUCGUGCAGGAAGUCCUGGUCACUUGUUUCUGUUCUGCAAGGCCAUAGCUCCUCCCCAGCUGUGAAGACAGAAGGUUAGAAUGUUCUGAAUAAAACUGAUACAGAGAAGUGUCAGCAUUUGCACGAUCUGCAUUGAAGCUCCUUAAAUGCCAUUAAAAAAAUCAACCUUUGUUGCACCUUCAAGACAGACAGAAAAGACUAUCGAUCUCCAAAGUGAAAUUGAGGUGUUACAGCAGCCUCCCCACCCCAAGACAAGCAAAAACAGACAUCGGAAUAGACAAAGA
Molecule: messenger RNA, 5731 nt
Organism: Lepisosteus oculatus (spotted gar)
Lineage: Eukaryota; Metazoa; Chordata; Actinopteri; Semionotiformes; Lepisosteidae
Source: RefSeq, a predicted model, not a curated record